UGUAUCAACAGUAGGUUCACGCGGGACCUGAUGCACACAGCUGAACGGUAUGCAUUGUUAACACUACAACGGUCUCUGGUCAAGUUCCGGUCAGUCUCCGUGAGGCCUGACGGUUCCGGUUAAAGCUCCCGGUGAACGCUCCGGUUAACCGACAGUUUCUAUAGAAGAAGAAGAGAUGGCGCCGGUGUCAGACAGAGGAGGUGGGAGGAGCAAAGGGAGGGAGCUGUCUCUGGACGACUGUCGUUGUCCGGUGUGUCUGGAGAUCUUCAUGGAGCCAGUGACGCUGCCCUGCACACACACCUUCUGCAAGGAGUGUUUCCUGGAGACGGUCGAUAAGGCCACGCUGUGCUGCCCGAUGUGCAGGAAGAGAGUUUCCACGUGGGCUCGUCUGAACAGCAGGAACAACACGCUGGUCGACCAGCAGCUGUGGACGCACAUCCAGACCGCCUUCCCUCUGCAGUGUCAGCGCCGCCUUAGUGGGCAGGACGCCAUCACCGAGGAUGACCCUGGAGCGUCUGUGUGUUUUCCCAGAGUCAGUCAGCCUGGAGAGCUCAAGAGAGAAUAUGAGGACCAGGUGACUAAACUGACGGAGGAGAAGCGAGCGAUGGAGGAGGAGGAGCAGAGGGCCAGUGAGGAGUACAUCCGGAGACUGCUGGCUGAGGAGGAGGAGCUUCUGCAGGAGGAGAGGAGGAGGCGUGAAGAUGACGAGCGGCUCGCCAGACUGCUGAGUAACCAGCUGAACUCGAAUCCCGUCUCCCAGGACAACCUCAGUCCUGCUGACGUCACUCCAGCAAAAAAGAAGAAGAAGAAGGAUGUCAGCGGGGGACAGAUGGACAAGUUCUUGUGUCCUCUUCCCUCCAACAACAGCUCGUCCUCGUUCCUGUCCUCUCGCUGCAGCUUCGUGUCCAACAAGGAGAACAUAAUGGUGUCUCAGGUGGAGCUGCAGGUGGAGCGUCCUCUCCCUAACCUCGACUAUUAUGGUCCUCAGAGGGACAGAUCAGAACCUCCGUCUGUCUCCGUGGACGACCAGCUCCACCCAGGGACACACAGGAGUCACAUGACUGGAGACAAGAGGAAGAGCUCUGAGCUGGAUAUGACAGAGGACGAGAAGGAGACGGUCACCAAACGAGGCUCGCUCCUCCCGCCCUCCCCCUCUUCCUCCUCCUCCUCCUCCUCUCUGCAGGUGGAGGUCCUUCAGGGGGACUCUGAGUGGGAGGUGGAGCAGCUGAGGAGACGUCAGCAGGAGGAGGACGACCGGCGUCUUGCUCUGCUCCUGCAGAAGGAGUUGGACCAGGAGGAGAAGCAGAGAGCCACCGACCGACGCAAAGACUCCUCCGACCCCUACCUGCUCCGCCCAAACAGCCGGGGGAAGGUGGAGGCCACCUCCUCCUCAAGGACCUCCCCCACCUCCUCCUCUAAGACCUGCUCCACCUCCCCCUCCACAAGGACCUCCACCCCCUCCUCUAAGACCACCUCCUCUACAACGACCCCCACCACCUCCUCUAAGACUUCCUCCGCCUCCUCCUCAAGGACCUCCUCCACCCCCUCCACCUCCUCCUCAAGGACCUCCUCCACCUCCUCCAGCAGAGGCAGCAAACAGGCCACUCUGACUGAGAUGUUCUCCAGCCUGAUCAGCUGAAUCCUCUGUGUCCUCCUGUGUCCCUGCAUGUCCCUCUGUCUGUCUGUGUCUGUCCCUCUGUGUGUUUGUCCCUCAGUCUGUCCCUCUGUGUGUCUCUGUCUGUGUGUCUAUCUAUGUCUCUGUUUGUCCCUCUGUCUGUCUGUCCCUCUGGGUGUCUCCAUCUGUCCCCCUGUGUGUCCCUCUGUCCGUCCCUCAGUCCGUCCCUUGGUGUCUGUCCUAUUGUGUCGGUCCCUCUGUCUGUCCCUCUGUGUCCCUCUGCCUGUCCAUCUGUGUCUCUGUCUGUCCCCUCUCUGUGUCUUUGUCUGUCCCCUCUGUGUUUGUCCCUCUGCCUGUCCAUCUGUGUCUCUGUCUGUCCCUCUGCCUGUCCCCUGUGUGUCUGUCCCUCAAUCUGUCCUCAGCCUGUCCCUCUGUAAGCAGACACAGACCCGUUAAUCAAACCUGUUCUUUAUUUUAGUCAAACUGUAACAGAGCUCUUCAGCCCUGCCUUUUUAUUACAGUGGAGACACUACGAGGACAAAAGUAUGUGGACAUCUGAACUGUCCCUCCUGUCUCACAUUACAGUUCAUGGCGGACAUGGUCAUGAACUUCAUCAACACUGACACUGGUGUGAUGUCAUUAAACAUUUCUGAUGGAGCAGUUUUGUGUUGAAACAGAGACAAAGACAAACUGUCCUCAUAUUGGUGUCCACCAGGGGAUGUCUGUGUUUGUCCAAACAGGAAGCAGAGACACUGCGUCCUCUGAAGCUGACACACUUUUUGGUUUAAAUGUUUAUUUUUUGUAAACAAGUUGUUUCAAAUAAAGUUUUGGAGCAGAAAGAUUCA
This is a messenger RNA of Epinephelus lanceolatus (giant grouper), 2460 nucleotides long. RefSeq names its product ring finger protein 168 (gene rnf168). Gene Ontology annotation, biological process: double-strand break repair; protein ubiquitination. Gene Ontology annotation, molecular function: nucleosome binding; ubiquitin-protein transferase activity; metal ion binding. NCBI's taxonomy places the organism in Eukaryota, Metazoa, Chordata, Actinopteri, Perciformes, Serranidae. The record is from RefSeq and is a predicted model, not a curated record. Gene Ontology annotation, cellular component: site of double-strand break; nucleus.